Rubroshorea leprosula is the source of this 274-nucleotide messenger RNA. The record is from the annotation of a GenBank genome assembly. Lineage: Eukaryota; Viridiplantae; Streptophyta; Magnoliopsida; Malvales; Dipterocarpaceae.
CAGGGUUCACCGGAAAUCCUUAUCUCCUGAAUGGAUGCCAAGAUAUUGACGAGUGCAAAGAACCAAAUAAGUAUCCUUGUCAAGGCACUUGCCAUAAUACUAUUGGGAAUUAUACAUGUGACUGCCCGCUCGGUAUGCGUGGUGACGGCCGGAAGGACCGUAAAGCUGGCGGCUGCCGGGGACUUCCUCUGACCACCAUCGCAGCAGGUAACUGAUCUGAUCAGAAUGUCAUGACCCGCUUACAUCUCCAUAUAAAUAAAUAAAUAUAAAGAUU